This is a messenger RNA of Grammomys surdaster, 665 nucleotides long. RefSeq names its product glutaredoxin 2 (gene Glrx2). Bases 62 to 535 code for a protein of 157 amino acids. Lineage: Eukaryota; Metazoa; Chordata; Mammalia; Rodentia; Muridae. The transcript is spliced from 4 exons. The record is from RefSeq and is a predicted model, not a curated record.
CUCCCGGCGUCGUGGUCUCGCUCGCCCGCUGCUCUCCCCGAGGCUGCCGGGACCCUUGGCCAUGUCCUGGCGCCGCGCGGCUUCGGCGGGGAGGUGGCUGGUGGCGAGCGGGAGGAUCUUGGCAGGGCGGCGCGGCGCGGCUGGAGCUGCGGGCUCGGGAAUGGGAAACAGCACAUCCUCGUUUUGGGGGACGUCAGCAACUACUCCUGUGAACCAGAUCCAAGAAACGAUUUCUAACAAUUGUGUGGUGAUUUUCUCAAAAACAUCCUGUUCCUACUGUUCAAUGGCCAAGAAGAUAUUCCAUGACAUGAAUGUCAACUAUAAAGUUGUGGAGUUGGAUAUGUUGGAAUAUGGUAACCAGUUUCAAGAUGCGCUUCACAAGAUGACUGGAGAAAGAACUGUUCCCAGGAUAUUUGUCAAUGGAAGGUUUAUUGGAGGUGCAACUGACACUCACCGGCUUCACAAAGAAGGGAAAUUGCUGCCUCUGGUUCAUCAGUGUUAUUUAAAAAAAAAACAAGAGGAAAGAUGUGAAUGAUGUGGAUAGUCGCCAUACCAAUAAAUGUUAGUGCAAUUGUACCUUUUACUUGAGGAUGUUUUCCAGUGUGUGCAUUACCUUCAUAAAGAUGAUUCAAAAUAAUGAGCAAUAAAUUGCCAUGGACCCUUCA